Molecule: messenger RNA, 4026 nt
Organism: Corythoichthys intestinalis (scribbled pipefish)
Lineage: Eukaryota; Metazoa; Chordata; Actinopteri; Syngnathiformes; Syngnathidae
Gene: arhgef25a
Product: Rho guanine nucleotide exchange factor (GEF) 25a
Exons: 16
Coding region: 1066-3030 (654 amino acids)
Biological process (GO): axon guidance
Cellular component (GO): extrinsic component of membrane; plasma membrane; cytoplasm
Molecular function (GO): guanyl-nucleotide exchange factor activity
Source: RefSeq, a predicted model, not a curated record
CUUUUUCUGGGAGUGUUUCGGAGUAUAAAACGUAUAUAUUUUUGUUUCUUUUGGCAAUGCCUUUGUAUUUCUGGAUUACUUUGUAUAUAUAUAUUUUUUAAUUUAAAACCUGAUCCUUUUUACUUGAUUCCAAAAUUGCUACGAUCGACCCGAUUUCCGAUCAGGUGAUCGGGGACAUCCCUCGUGUAUAUAUACCUACUGUACUUAUGGUGCGUUACUCUAAGCCAAAUGCUAUUUUAAAAAUUCUAUCAAAAUAGUUGUUAUUUAAUUUGCUUAUCCUUCAGUUGUCAGUAAGUUAAACUGUGGCAACCUUAUGAGCUUGACACCUGUUUUACACCACAGGUAUGUUUUUCGGAUCCAACUACAAAACAAUUCUAGUAAUUUUGGAGGUCUCGGACCUGAAGUUGCAGCAAAAGGAUAAAUUAAUGUUUGCAGAAAAAAGGUAAUAGGUAAAGACUUUUUUCCCCCAAAAUUUAUUUUUAAAAAAAGUCUUCAUGGACAUACUAGUAUAUGAAAGUGUGGUUGAAUGCACACAUUGAAGAAAGAGCUGAAUAUACUUGAGCUUGAGGAAAUCAGCUGGAGUUAGAAGAGAUGCAGCCGGAUGGAAAUUGGGGACAAGAAAAACAAAAAGAACAAACAGAUCAAAGCAAGCAUCCCCCCCCCCCCCCCCCCCCACCAUUGAAUAAAAAGCGGAUGUCCGCUUCCCCUGGCCAACUCACUGUCACUUCCUUUACUGUACAUCUGACAUCACAACAUCUCUGGAAUGUUUUAGUCACCACACUGUAUCUCUAGACUGAACUAAGCAGAACAUUCUUCCACCUUUCAUCUGAUCAUGGGAUCCAAACUGAAAAUGGUUGACUUCCUGUAAACAGCGAGUCAGCUCACAGGAGCACAGCUGUGUCUUAGGGGGGCAGGCUAUUUUUAUAUAUCCACUCUUUGUUUUUAUUUCUCUCACUUCCAGUCCUCCAGCCACCUCCUAAGCGACCUGCACCACUGCCCUCAUUUUUGCUUCAGUUUCUGUUUUGUUCCUAGAUUUAUUGAUUUAAUUUUUCUUGAUCUGUGAACAUGGCAAACUCCUAUUCGGCAGCAGGCAGCGAGGGUAGCAUCUCCACCUCAGUGGCGUCCCUGCCUCCGCUGGCUUCGAGCAGCUCGGCCCCUAGCUCCCCCGGCUCCAAGCGCUCCGUCAGCACAUUAAAGAAAUGGCUCACAAACCCCGUUCGCAAGCUCAGUGCUGGGGCCACAGCCAAAGGAGAGCGUCAGAUUCGCAAACUGGAGGGAAAGCCUCCACCUCUUCCAUCCCACAGUCAAAGCCAGGAUCUGGGCAGCUCCUUGAGGUCUGACGAGCCUCUCACAAUUCUGCCUGUCACACAUACAGAACUGCAGGAGUGGAAAGAUGGCCUGGCUAGCCCUGAGGAUCUGUCGCCGGCGACACUCCAGUCCCCUGGUUACAUAACCGACUCGCUGAUUGGCUGCAAAUCGCUGCCUCACACGCAGGACACUCUGGACACUCAGUCUACCUCUGUUGUACCAGAGGACAGCGGCUCCAUCCUGAUGGAUGACACUUCAAGUCAAUGGUCUUCAGUGGCUGACACAGAGGAGGAAAGGAAGAGUGCACUGGAGAAAAGUUUGUAUGUACUGAAGGAGCUUAUUGACACGGAGAAGCAUUAUGUAGCAGACCUGGGCCUCAUAGUGGAGGGCUACAUGGCCACUAUGAACUCCAAAGGUAUACCGGAGGACAUGAAGGGAAAAGACAAGAUUGUUUUUGGAAACAUUCACCAAAUAUUUGACUGGCAUAAAGACUACUUCCUGGGAGAGCUGGAGAAGUGUGUGGUAGAGCCAGAGCGACUGGGUCAGCUCUUCAUUAAACAUGAGAGGCGUCUGCAUAUGUACGUUGUGUACUGUCAGAACAAACCCAAGUCAGAGCACAUUGUCUCAGAGUACAUUGAAAGCUACUUUGAGGAGUUGCGUCAGCAGCUGGGUCACAGGCUGCAGCUCAAUGACCUACUCAUCAAACCCGUCCAGAGGAUCAUGAAGUACCAGCUGCUGCUCAAGGACUUCCUGAAGUAUUACACUAAAGCUGGGAUGGACACCGAGGAGUUGGAGAAAGCAGUAGAAGUAAUGUGCUUUGUGCCAAAACGUUGCAACGACAUGAUGAAUGUUGGCCGACUCCAAGGCUUCGAGGGGAAGAUCACAGCCCAGGGGAAGCUGCUCCAGCAAGACACCUUCACUGUUACUGAGCAGGACAGCAGCUUCCUAUCCCGAGCCAAGGAAAGAAGGGUCUUCCUGUUUGAGCAGCUGGUCAUCUUCAGUGAGCCAAUUGACAGGAAAAAGGGCUUCUCACUCCCAGGGUACAUCUUUAAGAGUAGCAUUAAGGUAAGCUGCCUGGGGGUGGAGCCCGCUGUGGAAGGUGAUGACGCACGCUUUGUGUUGACAUCGCGCAAUCCUGAUGGAAGUGUGGUACGCUUCCAGUUGCUGGCCUCCUCCGCAGAGACGUGCAGAGCCUGGGUUGACGAUGUUGUUCAGAUCUUGGAGACGCAACGCAACUUCCUCAAUGCCUUACAGUCCCCUAUUGAGUACCAACGGCGAGAAAGCAAGUCCAAUAGUUUGGGUCGCUGCAUGAGACCACCUGUGUCAACCACCAGUGCCCUGAGGCCCCACUCAUCAGCUUCCAUCGACCGCCACAAGUUACCCUCUCUCCAUUCCCAUAACACCUCUCUGCCUGCCCUUCAUCUGCCAAGUCAAGGCCCAGCUCGAGGACCCAGUGAGACCUACUUACUAAAUGACCCCGUUGUGGUCCAACCAUGCCCUCCUGACUCUAUUUCUCCAUCGCACAUUCAAUUGAACCUGUCCAAUUCUCCCAGCUAUCCUACGGUUACAAACGGGCUAUAUACACCAGCCGCACAAACUACACAGAGAGCGGGCGAUGGCUGCCGCAGGGGUCAAGACUGUGGAAGCCAGGCUCCAUUUUCGGGUCCCCUGGCCGGACGACGCCCGAGCAACUUGGGUCAGCUUGCAGAAGAUGAAUUAUGAUCUUUUCUGUCUCGCGAGGGACAGCAAGAGGACUACAAGAAUUCGGGAAUCUGAAAGAACAUAUGAAGGAAUUUUAAGCAGCACCUGUAAAUUUGCUCUUUUCUUUAGAAAAAAACAAAACAAAGCAAUUGCAAAAAGCAGGUUAUUGCUUGGAACUCAAAAGGACAAUCAGUGUUAUGAAAAAGACUGCGUUUUACCUUGUUUGUGGGUUUGUAGAAGGGGCAGGGGGAUCGAGUUGAUUUGACAAUCAAAUGUUCAUUCCUAAUUGGGGCGGUCACUGGAGUGUGCCUUUCAGUGCGUAUGCAACAGUGUAUGGAUGUUAUUUUUUCCUCUGCAUGAGCGUGUGCAAGGUUCUGAAUGAGUUCUUCUUGAACUCUCCGUUAAAAAGACACAGUACAGUAAUACACCUGGCCGUUCCUCAGUUGACUGUUGAGUUUACAGGAGCAGGAAACAUUUCAUUAGGACCAUUUACACUAAAUUCAAGAGUAAGUAUAAAACACAGACAGGGUUGCCUUCUAUAAGGGCCAAGUGUAAAGAUUGAAGUGCACGGAACAAGUUCCCUGGUAUACUCUGAAGACACUUUUUGUUUAUAUUGCGCUUUUGCCGAAGUUAUGAAGACCUCUGAAGGGCGCUAAGCGUCGGACACUGCUACAGUAGCAAGGCUGUGUGUUUAUUUGUUCACCUGCUAAAUUCUAUGGUGUAUCUUUUAUUGAAUUAUUAUUUUGUAAUUAUUUCAAACUUCUUCCAAAGCUGAGAAGUGACUUUUUAUUUCACAGGCCUGAUACGUGAUUGUGAUAUCCAAAGAUUAAAAACCUGUAAUCAGUUGUCCUGCGUGUACUGUAGGCCUUAACGUUAAGCCGUGGCGUGAAGUAAAAAGUACAAAAAUGUUUGGUUACCAUGCUGAAAUACGUUUUUUUAAGUAUCUCUAUUGUUCUUAUUUGAUUUUCUGAUGACUGAUACAUGUUCUGUUGCACUUAAAUACAUUUUGAAUCUCUU